Penaeus vannamei (Pacific white shrimp) is the source of this 3376-nucleotide messenger RNA. It is a transcript of the gene GlnRS, whose product is annotated as Glutaminyl-tRNA synthetase. NCBI's taxonomy places the organism in Eukaryota, Metazoa, Arthropoda, Malacostraca, Decapoda, Penaeidae. The record is from RefSeq and is a predicted model, not a curated record. Gene Ontology annotation, molecular function: ATP binding; glutamine-tRNA ligase activity. Gene Ontology annotation, cellular component: cytosol; aminoacyl-tRNA synthetase multienzyme complex; cytoplasm. Gene Ontology annotation, biological process: translation; glutaminyl-tRNA aminoacylation.
AACUUUUGUGCAAGAGGGGCGGCCGGCACCAGUCACAACAAGCCCGAGUGACAUGUGCUUCACGUAGCGCGCUGCAAUAUUUACAAUUCAGUCAUGGAACUCGCCGAUAAACUGAGCUUUUUGGGCCUAUCAGAGCAGAAGGUGAAAGAGACUCUGAAAAAUGAAUCCUUGUCCAAGUUGUUAGGAUCCAUUGCAGAUCAGGCACGGGAAAAUGGAGAGUUGAACAAGAGUGCUGGAAACCUCCUUUAUAACCUUGGAACAAAAUUACCACGUCAAUUCCACAAUCAUCUUCCCUUUUUGGUUAAUUACAUCACAAAUGGUGGUAUUAAUCAAGAAGCUAAACUAACUGCAGCAAUCAAGUUUGUCCAGAAUCAUCCAUCAGGAAAUCUUAAUAAAGCAGAAUUUGAAAAAUCAUGUGGUGUUGGAGUAGAAGUGACUCAAGAUGAGAUUGAAUCUGCUGUAGCCUCCAUCAUAGAGAAACAGAAGACAGCCAUUCUGAACCAAAGGUACCAGUUCAACACUGGCCCAUUGAUGGGUCAGGUGAGGGCUGCCCUACCAUGGGCGGACAGCCGUAAAGUCAAGGAAGAAAUUGAUUUGCAGAUUUUGACUCUGCUUGGCCCUAAGAGAGAAGAGGACUUGGUUAAACCAGCCAAAGCAAAAGCUGAAAAGAAGGAAAAGCCUGAAAAGCCCACUGUCAAUGCAACACAACCAACAAAGCAGCCACUAACAAUGGCAGAGUUCCUGAAAACUAUUAACUUCCAUGCACCUGGUGAGAAUCACAAAACGGACGGAUAUGUAAUUACAGAAAACACUGAGCGACUCCUAAAGGAACACCUGAGAAUAACGGGUGGACAGGUGAGAACACGAUUCCCUCCAGAACCCAAUGGCAUUUUGCAUAUUGGGCAUGCAAAAGCUAUUAACAUAAAUUUUGGGUAUGCAGCUGCUCAUAAUGGUGUGUGCUUCCUUCGCUACGAUGAUACAAAUCCAGAGAAAGAGGAAGAGAAGUUCUUCAUAGGAAUAAGAGAAAUGGUUGAAUGGCUUGGUUACAAGCCAUUCAAGAUCACACACUCCUCAGAUUACUUCCAGCAACUUUAUGAAUGGGCAGUAGUGCUUAUAAAGAAAAGAAAGGCUUAUGUAUGUCACCAAAAGCCAGAAGAGGUGAGAGGCCGUGACCCCCCACCAUCGCCUUGGAGAGAUCGACCAAUUGAAGAAUCUCUCCAGCUAUUUGAGGACAUGAAGAAUGGAAAGUUUGAGGAAGGGGAAGCAACAUUAAGACUCAAUCUAACCCUAGAAGAGGGAAAAGUUGAUCCAGUUGCCUACCGCAUAAAAUUUGUUACGCAUCACUGCUCAGGAGAUGAGUGGUGCAUUUAUCCAACAUAUGAUUAUACCCAUUGCCUCUGUGAUGCAAUCGAACACAUCACCCAUUCACUUUGCACAAAGGAAUUCCAAUCAAGACGAUCUUCUUACUAUUGGCUAUGUAAUGAAGUAGGAACUUACUGCCCUGUCCAGUGGGAAUAUGGUCGCCUCAAUAUGAACUAUACUGUUGUUUCCAAGAGAAAGAUUGCCAAAUUAAUCGAUAGUGGACAUGUAAGAGAUUGGGAUGAUCCUCGACUUUUUACCCUAACAGCAUUACGUAGAAGAGGUUUUCCAUCAGAGGCUAUAAAUAAUUUCUGUGCUUCUCUGGGUCUAACUGGUGCUCAAAUCUCCAUCCAUCCUGAUGCAUUAGAAGCACAUGUUCGAGAUGUACUAAAUGUUACUGCACAUAGAGCUAUGGUUGUUCUUGAACCCCUGAAGGUGGUGAUAACCAACUUCCCCAGUGAAGCAGCUGUCACUGUAAGCGUACCGAAUAUCCCUGGCAGUGACGACAAAGGAACACACAAUGUGGUCUUUGAUAGAGAGAUGUGGAUUGAGAGAUCAGACUUCCGUGAGGAAGAAGAAAAAGGAUAUCGAAGAUUAACUCCACAACAGAGUGUAGGCCUUCGUCAUUGCGGAUAUGUUAUUAAAGUCCAGGAAGUUGUAAAAGAUUCUUCAGGGAAAGUGGAUCAUCUUAAAGUACUCUGUGAACCUGCUACAGAGAGCAAUAAACCCAAGGCUUUCAUCCACUGGGUAGCACAACCUAUCAAAUGUGAAAUCAGGAAUUAUGAGAGAUUAUUCAAGCACGAGUGUCCAGAAGACCCAGCAGUUGUUCCUGGAGGUUUUCUUACAGAUGUCAAUCCCAAUUCAUUAUCCAUAUCCCUUGGCAUGGCAGACAUUUCUGUGAAGAAUGCUAAAGUAUACACUAAAUUCCAGUUUGAACGUACUGGCUUCUACUCAGUAGAUCCUGAUUCAAGCCCUGACUUCUUGGUUUUCAAUAAGACUGUUGGGUUGAAAGAAGAUAAGGGGAAAAAUUAAAAAUUAGGGUAAAAUGAUAAAUUGUGUAAGGCCUGGCUGAAAAAAAAGUUUUUAUACAAAAAAUAUUAGUUUUAUGAGGUUCAGGGUAAUCAGCCAGAUGUUAGAACUGUUUUUAAUGAGGUGCCUUUUUAUGGUCUAAGUAGAAAGGUAAUGCCUUGAAACAAAUCUUAUUUUCAUGUCAGUAGGUGGGUAGGAAUCAAAAUUAGUGAUAAAUGAGGCCAGACUGAUUAGUUUUUUUGUUUUUCUUUAUGGAAGAUAAUUUGACAUACAAAAAAAAUUAUUCAGGGUUAUAAAACUUAACCAACAGUCCAUGGUGACAGUUUUAUAUUGAAAGUUAUGUACCCCUUGUGAGUCAUGCCAUUAAUGUUAAAAAUAACAAGUCAUCUGUUUGAAUUUAUUUUCAUGUUGAUUAAUGGAUGAAAUAUGUAAUUUUAAAAAGAUAAUCCUGAUCAGUGUAGUUCUUGUUUAUAUAUCAGUUUAUAAUUUAUUUCAAUAUGGUAAAUAUUAAAUUGGUGAUUUAGUGAAAGUUAGGGUAUAGUUAAGUUCAAGAUAUGAUGAACACUUGGUAGUACUACAUUUUCUGUGAUAUUUCUGAAGUAUUCAGCUAACUUAUGUAUCCAUAAUAAGUAACUAGUUAGCUUAUUAGCAAUUACAGUUCUAUUUAUUCACAUAGACUGUAAUUUUGACAUUGCAAACAAAUGACACGGAAGUGAUGUAGUAUCGAGUGUUGUAAUCUUAAACAUUGACUAUACAUGACAUCAUGAUUGUUUUCAGUUGAAGUGUCUUGUUUAUACAAAUUCAUAUAUUAAUGUCUUUUUAUUUGCAGUAAGUAACUAAAUUUCCAGAUUUAAUUAACCCAAUUAUUAAUAUAUAGACAUUGACAUGGUCAUUCUGAAGUCGGUAUUGGCUGUAAUGCAAAUGUGUGUCAAAAGCAUAACUGUUCAUAUGUUUUUUACCCUUAAAGUAAAUCAUCAAGAGUUGCUAA